CACAUCUUCAUAAAAUGAUUUGUGCUAGUACAGAAAUACUGCAUGAAUAAGAAUGGAAGGUGUCGCUCACGAAUUUUGGAGAAAUUAUUAUACUCGCCGCGGAUUCCGAAUGCCACUUGUAAUAAAGAUAAACUGGCGGGAUUAUAUUGGAGUUCCGGCAAUUACUCCGUUUUGUCUUAUCUAUUUCUGAUUACUUAGCAGCGCGUCUUCUAUAAGUUGUCCUUAUUCGGCGCACGACACGUUCUACACGGCGUUCGUAUAAUCGUCUUCUUGGUUUGCAAACAUGUACAGAAAUUCGAUAUUUUGGCAGUAGGAAACAGUCAGAAAACAGAUAUUUGAAAGGUCACAUGUCAUGCUUAAAAGUAAUCGAUAUACACAAAGACGGUUUUACUGAAUUUUGUGCACAGCGCCAGGAUAAUGGAGCACGCGAACGUCUGGACUGGAUCACAGAGAAAAACUUCCACAAGUCGAAAAACGUCUUCUACGGAUUCUAGUGCAGCGCACCAGGCAGCGGACAGUGGAGCCGAUAAUGUUUUUUUACGGAAAUUUUCUUUUGCUAACUAUGCACGUCCGGAUAUACCGGAAGAUCACGGAACAGGCAUACAAUUGCCAUCCACAUUCUCACCGGAUUUUCAUGACCGCAGUGCAGUGUUGAAAUUGCGAUUUAAUUAUGUGGGCAAUACCGGGAUGCACUUCUCGGCGCUAGGACUAGGAACGUCGACUUUCGGAAAUUUAUCCGAUUCAGACGAGCUGAAAGCUAUCGACACUGUACAUACGGCUUUGAAGUGCGGUAUUAAUUAUAUUGCCACUUCACCGUCAUACGGAAACGGGGCGGCGGAAAUAUUAUUAGGAAAAGCUUUAUCUUCCGUUCCGCGCAAAACGUUUUAUAUUGGAACAACAGUGGGACGGUACCAAGAGGACAUCAGUAAACGAUACGAUUUCAGUGCAGAGACGGUUUUGCGAAGCGUAGAUGAAAGUUUAGCACGACUUCGUUUGCCCCAUGUUGAUAUCAUUCAGAUACAGGAUGCCGAAUUUGCUCCCAAUCUCGAAGUGCUAUUGAGCGAAACCCUGCCAGCUUUGGAAAAAGUGGUGAACGCGGGAAAAGCAAAAUUCAUCGGAAUUUCUGGAUAUCCGGUAAAUUUUCUUCAGGAUGUGAUAUCGCGAAGUAGCGUUCCGCUGGAUACAGUUUUGUCGUACGGCCGGUACGGGCUGUUCAAUCGGGAUUUGAAAGACAUCAUCCCGUAUUUGAAGGAAGGCGGUGUGGGCAUAAUAAAUUCGGCACCACUGGGCAUGGGUUUACUGUCUGCCAAUGGUCCCGCAAGCUCCCAUCCGGCUCCAGAAUCGCUGAAAAGGUCAGCGAGGGAAGCUGUUGCUUUUGCCAAGGAACGCGGCGAAGAUCUGGCUAAAAUUGCUAUGCGAUACUGCUACCGAGUCCCGGAUGUCUGCACAACUGUGGUCAAUAUGGACAGACCGGAAACUGUAAGAGAAACCUACGAAACCUGUAUACAACCGAUGACGGAAAACGAAAAUUCUGUGAUGCAUGAAGUCGUGAAAAGAUUUUUUCUUCCUUUGGGAAGAACGCACUGGGAAAACAUCGAAGUGACAAAAUACUGGGAAGCUAUGGAGAAUGCCGGGCUGGUGCAACCACGACCUUUAUCCGAAUCCGAACACGAAUUUCACAUCCCAGAAACUAAUUAAUUUUAAUUUACAUACCUCAAAACAAAUCCACACCAGUAUAUCUAUGUGUAUGUGCUUAAUUAGAAGCGCAGCUACAAAAUGUUGCGUACAAAGGUAAAUACUGUAUCAAAUAACGGAUCAACUGGUUCAAAAAAGUAACAAGGAUAAAAGAAGUAAAAAACGAUUUGGCAUUAAAUAGUAUAUCACA
Messenger RNA from Paramacrobiotus metropolitanus, 1885 nucleotides. RefSeq lists its product as uncharacterized. The transcript has 10 exons. Gene Ontology annotation, cellular component: cytosol. Gene Ontology annotation, molecular function: L-galactose dehydrogenase activity. The coding region runs from base 418 to 1698 and encodes 426 amino acids. The record is from RefSeq and is a predicted model, not a curated record. Lineage: Eukaryota; Metazoa; Tardigrada; Eutardigrada; Parachela; Macrobiotidae.